This is a messenger RNA of Artibeus jamaicensis (Jamaican fruit-eating bat), 3816 nucleotides long. It is a transcript of the gene WDR35, whose product is annotated as WD repeat domain 35. Bases 118 to 3663 code for a protein of 1181 amino acids. The record is from RefSeq and is a predicted model, not a curated record. Gene Ontology annotation, cellular component: intraciliary transport particle A; non-motile cilium. Gene Ontology annotation, biological process: intraciliary retrograde transport; protein localization to cilium; non-motile cilium assembly. The transcript is spliced from 28 exons. Lineage: Eukaryota; Metazoa; Chordata; Mammalia; Chiroptera; Phyllostomidae. Gene Ontology annotation, molecular function: protein binding.
CGGUUGCCAGGGCGACGGGAGCUUCCAAGAACCGCUGAUUUUGGCGAUUGGCGACUUAGAAACUAGUUUCCAGUUGUGAGCUUUGGCGUUUGGGGUCGUCCUCUCGGGAACUCCAGGAUGUUCUUUUACCUGAGCAAGAGAAUUGCCAUUCCCAAUAAUGUGAAGCUGAAAUGUAUAUCUUGGAACAAGGAUCAAGGAUUCAUAGCAUGUGGUGGUGAAGAUGGAUUACUGAAAGUUUUGAAAUUAGAGACGCAGACGGAUGAUGCAAAAUUGAGGGGUCUUGCAGCUCCUAAUAACCUUUCUAUGAAUCAGAAUCUUGAAGGUCAUAGCGGUUCUGUUCAGGUUGUCACAUGGAAUGAACAAUAUCAAAAGUUGACUACCAGUGAUCAAAAUGGGCUUAUCAUUGUUUGGAUGUUUUACAAAGGGUCUUGGUAUGAGGAAAUGAUCAACAACAGAAAUAAGUCGGUGGUUCGCAGCAUGAGCUGGACGGCCGACGGGCAGAAGAUCUGCAUCGUGUACGAAGACGGGGCUGUGAUCGUCGGCUCCGUGGAUGGGAAUCGCAUUUGGGGGAAAGACCUGAAGGGCGUACAGUUAUGGCACGUAGCAUGGUCCGCAGACAGUAAAGUCUUGCUUUUUGGGAUGGCAAAUGGAGAAAUACACAUUUAUGACAGUCAAGGGAAUUUUAUAAUGAAAAUGAAGCUGAAUUGCUUGGUGAACGUCACGGGCGCGAUCAGCAUUGCCGGGAUCCAGUGGUACCACGGCACGGAGGGCUACGUGGAGCCCGACUGCCCCUGCCUCGCCAUUUGUUUUGACAACGGGCGGUGCCAGAUAAUGAGGCACGAGAAUGACCAAAAUCCCGUUUUAAUCGACACUAACAUGUUCGUCGUGAGCAUCCAGUGGAACCACACGGGCAGCGUGCUGGCCGUGGCAGGCUCCCAGAGGGCCGCCGCCCAGGAGGGCGACGCCAACAUCGUGCAGUUCUACACUCCCUUCGGUGAGUCUCUAGGCACUUUGAAGGUUUCUGGAAAGCAGAUCUCUGCACUGUCUUGGGAAGGAGGUGGGCUGAAAAUUGCACUAGCUGUUGAUUAUUUUAUAUACUUUGCAAAUAUUCGACCUGAUUAUAAGUGGGGUUAUUGCUCAAAUACUAUAGUUUAUGCUUAUACCCGACCUGAUCGUCCGGAGUACUGUGUUAUAUUUUGGGAUACAAAAAACAAUGAGAAAUACAUUAAAUAUGUGAAGAGUCUCAUUUCUAUUACAACCUGUGGAGAUUUCUGCAUUUUGGCUACGAAAGCUGAUGAAAAUCAUCCUCAGGAGGAGAGCGAGAUGGAAACAUUUGGUGCAACGUACGUGCUUGUUCUUUGUAAUUCUAUUGGUACACCUUUGGAUCCCAAAUACAUUGAUAUUGUACCAUUGUUCGUUACAAUGACCAAAACCCACGUGAUUGCAGCUUCAAAAGAAGCAUUUUAUACCUGGCAAUAUCGUGUGGCAAAGAAGCUCACGGCUUUGGAAAUUAAUCAGAUGAUGCGGUCUCGCAAAGAAGGAAGAGAAAGAAUUUAUCAUGUUGAUGAUACUCCUUCUGGAUCAGUGGAUGGGGUGCUUGAUUAUAGUAAAGCCAUUCAAGGCACGAGGGAUCCAAUUUGUGCCAUAACUGCAUCUGAUAAGACCUUGAUUGUGGGUCGUGAAUCUGGCACCAUUCAGAGAUACAGCCUUCCUAAUGUUGGUUUGAUUAAAAAAUAUUCCCUUAAGUGUCGAGCCAACCAGCUAUCGCUGAACUGCAACUCCAGCCGCCUGGCUAUCAUCGACAACUCAGGGGUGCUAACUUUCUUUGACUUGGACGUACGGGUAACAGACAGUACAGGUCAGCAAGUCACUGGCGAGCUGUUAAAACUGGAGCGAAAAGACGUCUGGGAUAUGAAGUGGGCCAAAGACAAUCCUGACUUGUUUGCAGUGAUGGAGAAGACAAGAAUGUACGUUUUCAGAAACUUGGAUCCCGAGGAACCCAUUCAGACUUCUGGAUAUAUUUGUAACUUUGAGGAUUUAGAAAUUAAAUCAGUUUUAUUGGAUGAGAUACUAAAGAAUCCAGAACAUCCGAACAAGGAUUAUGUAGUUAACUUUGAGAUUCGGUCCCUGCGAGAUAGUCGAGCUCUGAUCGAGAAGGUUGGAAUCGAAGAUGCGUCUCAGUUCAUAGAGGACAAUCCGCACCCCCGACUUUGGCGCCUCCUGGCUGAAGCAGCCCUUCAGAAACUGGAUUUGAACACGGCGGAGCAAGCAUUUGUGCACUGCAAAGAUUACCAAGGCAUCAAGUUCGUGAAGCGCCUGGGCAACCUCCAGAGCGAGUCCAUGAAGCGGGCGGAGGUCGCCGCCUACUUCGGCGGGUUCGAGGAGGCCGAGAGGAUGUAUCUCGAUAUGGACAGAAGAGAUCUCGCUAUAGGCCUCCGGCUGAAGUUGGGAGACUGGUUUAGGGUCCUCCAGCUCCUGAAGACUGGAUCCGGUGACGCCGACGACAGUCUCCUUGAACAGGCCCACAAUGCCAUCGGAGACUACUUUGCUGACCGACAGAAGUGGUUGAAUGCUGUACAGUAUUACGUGCAGGGCCGAAACCAGGAGCGCUUAGCUGAAUGCUAUUAUAUGUUAGAAGAUUAUGAGGGAUUGGAGAGUCUUGCUAAUUCACUUCCAGAAAACCACAAGUUACUUCCAGAAAUAGCACAAAUGUUUGUGAGGGUUGGAAUGUGUGAACAAGCAGUGACUGCAUUUUUGAAAUGCAGUCAGCCAAAGGCAGCGGUAGAUACCUGCGUGCAUCUCAACCAAUGGAAUAAAGCUGUUGAAUUGGCUAAAAAUCAUAGUAUGAAAGAAAUUGGACCCCUGUUAGCGAGGUAUGCGGCUCAUUUAUUAGAAAAGAAUAAAAUUCUUGAUGCCAUAGAACUCUACCGGAAAGCCAAUUACUUUUAUGAUGCUGCUAAACUGAUGUUUAAGAUUGCAGAUGAAGAGGCGAAGAAAAGAACCAAGCCGCUGCGGGUUAAGAAGCUCUACGUGCUGUCAGCUUUGCUAAUAGAGCAGUACCAUGAGCAGAUGAAGAGUGUCCAGCGAGGGAAAGCUAAAGGGAAGAGCUCGGAGGCCACGUCGGCUUUGGCUGGUCUGCUGGAAGAAGAGGUUCUGUCCACAACCAGCCGGUUCACAGACAACGCGUGGAGAGGGGCGGAGGCCUACCACUUCUUCAUACUUGCUCAGAGGCAGCUCUACGAGGGCUACGUUGACACCGCCCUGAAGACAGCGCUUCACCUGAGAGACUACGAAGACAUCAUCCCCGCUGUGGAGAUCUACUCUCUGUUAGCGCUCUGCGCAUGUGCCAGCAGGGCUUUUGGCACUUGUUCGAAAGCGUUCAUCAAACUUGAGUCUCUAGACAGCCUCAGUUCAGAACAGAAACAGCAAUACGAAGAUCUUGCUCUAGAAAUCUUCACCAAACAUACUCCGAAAGAUAACAGAAAAUCGGAGCUGGACAGCCUUCUUGAAGGAGGGGAAGGGAAACUUCCAACCUGCGUUGCCACAGGAAGCCCCAUCACCGAGUACCAGUUCUGGAUGUGCAGCGUGUGCAAGCACUGUGUGCUGGCUCAGGAGAUCAGCAACUACAACUUCUGCCCCUUGUGCCACAGUGCGGUGGGCUGAAGAGUGACGAAGUGCGUGAACCUGUAAAAUACAUGUAGUGUACAUGCACAGCUGUGACUGUGUUGUUUAAUAUUUUAUGUAAUUUUGUGUCAAACUAUGAUGAUGAAAUAAUGAUGCUGAUUUUUCAUAUAAAAUGUAUGGAAGUCAACCUUA